UUCUAUUGACUAAAAAUUAUCUAAGCACCGUUUCCAGCUUCCAGACCAAGAAACCAAAAUGGGAAUCAGAAUCGACGGCGGAGAGGAGCUGGAGACUUUCGAAGGAGCUGAUGCUGAGCUGACCAGUCUCGGCAAUCAGAAACCACCCAUGUCUCCAUCAUUUUCUUUGUCCGUUUCAUCAUCUGAGCCGGUGAAGGCAAGUUAUGGAUCUAACGGUGAAGAGGAUGGAGAGUAUGAAUGGGUGGCUGUAGAUAAAGAGGUUGAUUUUAUUACGGAUAAUGCUCCGGAGCUUGACGAAGUUGACGAUGCCUUCUCUGCACUUCAAUUGAUGUUCAAUGAGGAUGAUGAGAAAUCAGAAGACCAAGUUUCAGAGUCGGAGUCUGUGGAUUGGAUUGAGCCUCCGUUGCAGCUCUGUAAUACUAGACUUCUACAGCCUUAUAUGCUGGAUAGACUCUACGACGCCUUCCAUGUGUUUCAGACCGACCCUUCUGUUCAGAGAAUGGUUAUCUCUUUGACUUCAGACAGGGCUGUCUGGGAUGCAGUGAUGAACAAUGAGGUUGUCCGGGAGCUACUAAGCAAUGUUGAGAGGUCAGAAGAAGACUCUGGUUCAGCCCCAAAUUGUUGUAUAAGAAAGUUGUUUGAGAGAAGUGCCAUCAAAAUCAUGGACGCCAUGGAGAGAGUCACAAAGUACGUCACUGACCUCUUCAAUGUUGUUCCUGGAGAUGAGACAGUUAUGCUAGCUUCAGGUGCUGCCCCGGUGAUGGAGAAACUUCGGAUGAGCGUUCUGCUCACCAUUGUUGUCCUUCUUAUCGUUUUAGUUACCCGAGUGACGAGAGGUAGAUAGUAUAAAUUACCAUGUCAAACUAUGAUCUCAUACUUCCGGGUCUGCUCAACAAUUGUGAGUGCGCAACUUCUGCGGGUGAAACCGCAGCAGAAGAAAAGUGAUACUUGUGCUUACUCUUAUGUAAUAAGAAAAACAGUGAUUUCAAUCACAAUACGUCAUUUGAAACA
This is a messenger RNA of Camelina sativa (false flax), 1011 nucleotides long. RefSeq lists its product as uncharacterized. The record is from RefSeq and is a predicted model, not a curated record. NCBI's taxonomy places the organism in Eukaryota, Viridiplantae, Streptophyta, Magnoliopsida, Brassicales, Brassicaceae.